Sciurus carolinensis (gray squirrel) is the source of this 1078-nucleotide messenger RNA. RefSeq names its product proteasome 26S subunit, non-ATPase 9 (gene Psmd9). Gene Ontology annotation, cellular component: cytoplasm; nucleus. Lineage: Eukaryota; Metazoa; Chordata; Mammalia; Rodentia; Sciuridae. Gene Ontology annotation, biological process: proteasome regulatory particle assembly. The transcript is spliced from 6 exons. The coding region runs from base 61 to 732 and encodes 223 amino acids. Gene Ontology annotation, molecular function: protein binding. The record is from RefSeq and is a predicted model, not a curated record.
GUCUCCACCCGCGUCCGUGCCCCGGAAGCCGGUCGUCCAGGAUCCCGGCAGAGGUGCGCGAUGUCUGAUAGGGACGCGGGGCAGAGCGGGAGCUCGGCGGGGGCCCGCGCGGCGACUGUCAGCGACAUCCACGAGCUGAUGCGUCGCAAGGAGGAGAUCGAGGCGCAGAUCAAGGCCAACUACGAAGUGCUGGAGGGCCAAAAAGGAGUUGGGAUGAACGAGCCGCUGGUGGACUUGGAGGGCUACCCUCGGGCCGACGUGGACCUGUACCAGGUCCGCACCGCACGGCACAACAUCAUCUGCCUGCAGAAUGAUCACAAAGAGGUGAUGAAGCAGGUGGAGGCGGCCCUGCACCAGCUGCACGCUCAUGACAAGGAGAAGCAGGCGCGGGACUUGGCAGAGGCCCACAAAGAGGCCAUGAGCCGCAGGUUGAGCCACAGCGGGGGCCACGGCCUGCCACAGGCCUUCGCCAGAGUGAACAGCAUCAGCCCUGGCUCUCCAGCCAGCAUUGCGGGUCUGCAGGUAGAUGAUGAGAUUGUGGAGUUUGGCUCUGUGAACACCCAGAACUUCCAGUCACUGCAUAACAUCAGCAGUGUGGUUCAGCACAGCGAGGGGAGACCCCUGAAUGUGACUGUGGUCCGCAGAGGUGAGAGACACCAGCUCCGGCUUGUUCCAACGCGCUGGGCCGGGAAAGGCCUGCUGGGCUGCAACAUCAUCCCUCUGCAGAGAUGACUGCCCUGGGAGACGGCAACAGGAGAGCUUCUUCCCGUGCCCUGGACCUCUGGGCCUGGGGGGAUUUCCUCAUUCUCUUCCCCCGCAAGCGUAAGGAUCUGGAAGAGGCUGGAAGCCUGACCAUCUGGGUGGUGGACGCGCCCGGGCCUCCCGUUGUGACCUCUCUGGAUUAAGGCAUUGUUAAAAACAUGAUUUGUGCUUGGCCUCUGGCACAUUGGGCCAUGCCCCCAAAUGGGAAUUUUCUGGAUUGUGAGCAAGUGGGCAGCAAUUAUUCUGGCAGGUGCUGAUGUGACUUUGUUCCUCUAAGAAUUUUGUUUUUCAAAUAAACACCGUUUUGCAGUUCUGA